Messenger RNA from Linum trigynum, 5088 nucleotides. The record is from the annotation of a GenBank genome assembly. Lineage: Eukaryota; Viridiplantae; Streptophyta; Magnoliopsida; Malpighiales; Linaceae.
AAAUAAUUCUGGUAAUAAAUAUUAUUGUUUAGAACUUUUCUACGGUGACAUGCAUGUCACGGUGACAUGCACUUUUCGGUCGACCUCAUAUAGGAUUAGGUCGACCUAAUCUGUUGUUUCAGUGUAAAAACAGUUUCCUGGUGUCUACUUUGGAGAUUCAUAUCUUACAAUUGGCUAGAUGGAAAUUGGAGAUUAAAGGCUUGUUUUGAAGCUGAAGUGUCCCUCUACACAUUAAAGUACUUGGGAGCUCAAUAGAAAGUCCAGAAGACCAUUUUUGAACCUGACCAAAAGGCUAUGCCAAAACUAGGAAACUGCCUAAAAAUGGCUAAGUCUGGCAACGUGUUUGUCAAGCCUACUUUGGAGCUCAAUUUGAGAAGCAUGGAUGCGAGUCAAGUCCAGGGGUCUCUACCACAUUAAAUUACGUAUUUUUUUAUACAAAGGCAAGGCAUUGGAUGAAAGAUUGAAUAUCUUUAAGGAUUCAAACAAAAGGCUCGAAGUUGCUACGAAGGCUGUUUUUUCUGGCAGCUUGCUUGUGCUCGAAGUCUGCCAGAAAAACAGCCCUCGUAGCAACUUCGACCCUUUUGUUUGAAUCCUUACCGAUAUCCAAUCUUUCAUCCAAUGCCUUGAAUUUCUAUAAAAACAUACCUAAUUUAACGUGGUAGAGGCUCCUGGAAUCGACUCGCAUUCAUGCUUCUCGAAUUGAGCUCCAAAAUAGCCUUCACAAACACGUUUCCAGACUUAGCCAUUUCCAGGCAGUUUCCCAGUUUUGGCAUAGCCUUUUGAUGAGAUUCAAAAAUAGUCUUCUGGACUUCCUGUCGAGCUCUCUUCCACUUCAAUAUGUAGAGAGACACUCCAGCUUCAAAACAAGUCAUUAGUCUUCAAUUUCCAUCUAGCCAAUUGUAUGAUAUGAAUAUCCAAAGUAUGCACCAUGAACUGUUUUGACACUGAAACAACAUAUUAGGUCGACCUGAUCCUAUGAGGUCGACCGAAUCCUAAAUGAGGUCGACCAGAUCCUAUAUGAGGUCGACCGAAUUCUAAAUGAGGUCGACCUAAUCCUAACUGAGGUCGACCGGAAAGUGCAAGUCACCGUGACAUGCAUGUCACCGUAGGCACACCCUAUUGUUUAUGAUAUUGACGUGAUUCAUCCGGCCAACGGGCGGGCCCAUUCCUAGUAAAAGAGUACAGGUUUUCCAUAAAAAAAUACCUUCAACUUAUAAAUUGGCAUAUUGUAAUACACUGAAUUAAAAUUCGAUCAUUGAAGAAAAAAUUUAAUUUAAUAGGUGAAGACAUCUAGGGAUGGCAACAAAACCCAAACCCACGGGUACCCACCCGACCCAAUUCGGUCAACGCGGGUAAAAUCCGUGUUGACGGGUUUUAGGCCGGGUUUGGGUUUAAACCCGUUCACUAUUCACCGGGUUGGGUUUGGGUUUAGGUAAACCCGACCAAUGGGUACCCGCCCACACCCAUAUAGUUAAUUUUCUCGGUAUAUCUAAUAUUCUAAACAACUAAUCUUAUUUAUGUUUCUGGAGACAUGUCUAUUUUUUUCUUUCUAAUUGUGUAGAAUGAAGUUGAUGUCAUCGAGUGGAGAGUGAAGAAACUUAAUUGAAAGGAAGAAGCUUUCAAUUAAUCAUGUUAUUUAUGGAUAAUUUGUGAUUUGCUUCAAUUUUAUUGAGUUUUCUAGAUUGGUGUUGAACAAUUUGUAUAGUUAAUUUGUGAUUUGCUUGAAUUUUCUAGAAUGGUGUUUUAUAUAUGGAUAAUUUGUAUUGAGAGAUUGAUAUUUGACUUUAAUUUUGAUAGGAACUUGUUAUUGUAAAUUUUUUACGACAAAAACCCGUGGUUACUCAUGAACCCACGGAUACCCAGCGGGUUGGGUUGGGUUUGAGUUUUUUAAACCCAGUGGGUUUUACCCAGGGUUUUUUUCACGAAUAAACUCAUGGGUUUGGGUUUGAGUUUUGAAAAAUCCGACCCAACCCGACCCAUUGCCAUUCCUAAAGACAUCAUCAAAUAUUUGGUUGAUCGAUGUUUUUUUUUUUUUUUUUGCCAUUCAAAACCCCAGAAGCGGGGAAUGAAAAAGAUACAUUAUCUGAAAAAGAUCCAAAAGGAUCCUUACAUACAUCGUAAUCAAAAGACGAAGUCGAACCCCUUAAACAUACGGGGCGACAUGAACAGAGCAUGACGAGCCACAGAAUCAGCUUCCCUGUUGUUGGAACGAACAAUGAUCGAUGAUUGGUGUGAGCCAUUGGUUUGAAGGUGCCGAAGCCCAACAUGCACAUUUUGGGUCAGUUAUAACUUAUAAUCUUCGGCCCAUACCUUGAAACUUUAAAGCCCAGCAGAAAAGGCAGGAUGACCGAACUACCCUUCCUCCCCCCCAAUUCUUUUCGUCCCUUGCUGCUUGUUGCUCAAGAAGGAACGAAUAAUAUACCAUCCCUUAGUUCUUCGCUCAACAGAAAGGAUCGCAACUUUGAAUCGGAAACCUCAGACCAAGCAGUAGCAGCAGCAGAUCAACGACAAUGGAGUGCGUGUUCGGGUUAGUCGGGAACGAUUACGCAAUAGUGGUGGCAGAUACCUCCGCCGUGCACAGCAUCUUGGUUCACAAAUCCAACGAGGACAAGAUCAUGGUCCUCGACUCCCACAAGCUCGUCGCCGCCAGCGGCGAGCCCGGCGACAGAGUUCAAUUCACCGAGUAUAUCCAGAAGAAUGUGGCUUUGUAUCAAUUCAGGAACGGGAUCCCUCUGACAACAGCGGCUGCAGCCAAUUUUACUCGGGGAGAGCUGGCUACUGCUUUGAGAAAGAACCCAUACCAAGUGAACGUGUUGAUGGCCGGGUAUGACAAGGAGAUUGGUCCUUCUUUGUACUACAUCGACUACAUUGCUACCCUUCACAAGGUCGACAGGGGAGCAUUUGGGUAUGGCUCCUACUUCUGUCUGGCCAUGAUGGACAGACACUACCACAGUGGCAUGACCGUGGAGGAAGCAAUUGAUCUGGUGGAUAAGAGCAUCCUGGAGAUCCGAUCGAGAUUGGUCGUGGCACCACCAAACUUUGUGAUUAAGAUCGUUGACAAGGAUGGUGCAAGGGAGUAUGCCUGGCGCGAGUCGGUUAAGCCUGAUGCAGCUUAAAUGAGAGCUCACAACUUUAUGUUGUUGUUUCUGAACCUCUCUACUGUGUUUUUAGCUGGCUCAGCUUGUAUGGAUCACCAUGGAAUUCUCAGAUUUGGUUACAAAGAUAAUUAUCUUCAAGCUUUUAACGAUUUAUUAAUGGAGCUUUAAUUUUCUUUUUGCAUAUAAUUUCAACUUGGGUUAGAGCAUAAACGUCGAUGUUUAAUUUCUGGCUCCUAGAGAUUUUUUUUUUACAAGCUACUGAAUGAGGUAUGGGGUUAAAAGCAGCGUCAAUCCCAACAGGUAAAGCUUUCGUUUGUUUGUUUUUAGCAAGGAUUUAAAUAACGGCGGUUCAACUAAAAACCUCUUACUGGAGGUUAAAUUGGUAAUCGGUGUGAAGCGGUUGAAUCAUGGUUAAACUACGGUUUUAGCAUAAAAUACCCUACCGUUGACUUUUCCGAUACAACUUCCGGUAUGGUAUUUCAAUAUUUGGUUUUUAGUAUUUUUUAUGAGGGUGCCCUAUAUUAAUGAGAAUAUAUGACCAACUAGAAAGUUUUGAAACAAUCGUGUUACAUAUUUCAAAAGAGGUGGAUUGAGUUCGAGUGGGGUGGAUUGAGUUCGAGUGGAUUGAGUCGUUUGGUUAAGUGAAUUUUUAUUAAUAGUUUUGAUGACGUAGAGUGCGUGACUGGACAAAACUAACAUAUUGUUCAACGGAGAAGGACAUAAUGACCAUUUUGAUAUACAUUCAAAAUGCGAGUUAUCGUAUCGUUACAAAUUAAAGGUUUGUGACAGAUUUAUACUAAGUGCAAACUUUUGUGACCGUUUAUUCUAUUUACUCGUGAUAUUAGAAAAAAAAUUGUUUCUUUUUAUGUCAUUUGCGUCUUUAUCGUGUCUUUUUCUCAUUAUUGGGUCAUUGUCAGGUCUUUUUGCUCCACAAAGCUUCUUCAAAGAGCUACCUAUGUAGUGACAUAGCGAGCUACCGAAUUUGGUUGGAGUCAACCUUGUAAUCAAAUAAUAGUAUUGAGUAUGGUCGGAGCUAAUCUUGUAAUCGGGUCGUUGUGCUUGUACCCAUGCCCUUUGGGCUUGCCUUUAAAAAAAUGUCGCAACUAGGAUAGGCAAAGCUGGGUAAACGUUAAAAUGGAAGAGAAAAAUAUAAACGACUACAACUAAACUUUUUUUGCCAGACAUUUGAAUAAACUGAAUUGAGAAUUCAUUUUCUUUUAAAAUAUAUUCAUGUGGAAUGAAUUGUCAAAUAAAUUCCAAUGUAUGGAAUGUAAUAUUCAAAUUUUUAGAAAUAAAUUGAAUUCUGAAAUCGUGUUUGGAUAUGUUUCAAAUUGAAUUAAAUACAAAGUUUUCAACUAUAGCCUUAUUAAUUUUGAAUAGAAACAAUAUUGUUAUUAUUAAUUAAAAAUCCAUCUUCUAAAAACACAAGUGCCAAAAUUAUCAUCCAACCAAUCUGACCAAGCAAAAAAUAGGAAUAAGUAGAAGUAGCAGGGGAUAGCAACUUAGCAGAAUAAUGAAAUUUGGAGAGUCAAUCGGAAAGUACAUAAAAGACGAUAUAGAAGCCAAGCGAUGAUUAUAUAUUAGCAAUUGGGCAAGGAAGAUUAGGCACACAAAUUUGGAGUAUUGGCGUCAAAUUAUAUAUAUAUGAGUAAAUUACUCAAUAAUUCAGUAAGUUAUGUUAUUUUAUCAUAAUUAGUAAAAUACUUGAGGAAUUUAUUUGUAAAUUUCACAUCAAUUCUCAAAAUUGUUAAAACUAAAUGAAUUUCUUUUUAGGGUAAUGUCUAUUUAGUAGUCAAACCUUUUUUCAGAUUCUUUUAUAAUAGCCAAACCUAUUGAAAUAUUAUUUAUUAACCAAACAUUUUGUAACAUGCCAAAAUGUUAACUUUCAAUCUGUUUCCAUUAAAUAUUUACUAACGAUGGUCCGCCUCAACAUCCACCUCAGCGUCCACCUCAAAAAUAAUUUUAAUUAAAAUAAGAAUUUAAAGCGAAA